UCCACUUAAAAAAAACGGAGUUGGUCUCCAUUUUAUCACAUUCCUCUUACUUCCUUUUCCAUCAUCUAGUGAUAAAAUAUAGAAUACCAAGUUUGUUGUUAUAAUUAUACAAUUAAGCUUUCAAGCAAUCAUCAAUGGGUUCACUUGCUACAAACAACAGUUGGAAGUUCACUACUAUUGCCACUGCCUGUAGGAAGUUUGGUGAUCUCAACUGUUCAGCAAGGUCUGUGCCCCCUAUAUUGUGCUAUGGUUUCAAAGCCAAUGUAAGGGCAUUUGCAAGUCAGAAGCCGGUUAAGAAAUCAAGAAAAAAAGGGAAAACAGAGAGAACGGAUGCUGCAAUACCCGAUAAGUAUCUCUUAAGUGAUGAUGUUAAUCCAAAUUUUUUUGAAGAUAGCAAGAAUAAAUCCCCUCUUGACAAUUCCAAGGCUGAGACUGCUUUGCGAAUGAUCCCAUCUAGAGGUUCUGUGCUGCAGGCAUGCGUAAUCACCUCUGGUUUAAUAGGUCUUGUAGGUGUUGUAAUUAGAGAGGUUUCUCAUGUUGCAUCAGCAGGAGGAUUGCCAAUUGCUGACUGUUCUGUUGAAAUACCAUUGAGUUUCCAGAUGUGGCAUCUUGAGUUGAUUACUGGAUUGGUCAUACUGGUAUCCUCUUGUCGGUACUUAUUGCUGAAGAUAUGGCCAGAUUUUGCCGAGUCUAGUGAAGCAGCAAAUAGCCAGGUCUUGAGUUCACUUGAACCUUUGGAUUACAUAGUGGUAUCACUUCUUCCAGGCAUUAGUGAGGAGCUUCUUUUCCGUGGUGCACUGCUACCACUUUUUGGCAUCAAUUGGCAGAGUGUCGUGGCAGCUGCUUCCAUAUUUGGGAUAUUACACUUGGGAAGUGGUCGGAAAUACUCCUUUGCUGUCUGGGCCACAUUUGUUGGAAUUGCGUACGGCUAUGCUACAAUUUUAUCAUCGACUGUUGUUGUGCCAAUGGCUGCCCAUGCUCUAAAUAAUCUACUAGGAGGCAUCAUAUGGUGCUACACAUCAAAUUCGUCAAAAUAGAUUGCUUGAAGUAAUAUCUAUAAAAGGAUUACGAAGGGUAUCUGCAACUCUGGAGUAAACACUUGAAAGCUGUCUUCAGAGUCUAUGAAAAUUAACACUGCAUUGAUCAAAGGCCAUAUACGGCAAGACAUGAUUUUCUUUUCUGAAACUCCAGAAGUUCCUUUCAUUAAUUUACCUUUUUUCCUGCUGUUCUUUCAUUAUUAACAAUUUUCUGAAGUAGAAAUACUACUUAUAUGUGUUCUUAAUUGAUCUUAGUACCAUGUAUAUGUUAUGACUAAAUAGUUCCUUAAUUCAUUAAAAAAUUAAUUGCUGAUGUGAAA
Capsicum annuum is the source of this 1357-nucleotide messenger RNA. RefSeq lists its product as uncharacterized. Gene Ontology annotation, cellular component: membrane. The record is from RefSeq and is a predicted model, not a curated record. Gene Ontology annotation, molecular function: metalloendopeptidase activity. Gene Ontology annotation, biological process: CAAX-box protein processing. NCBI's taxonomy places the organism in Eukaryota, Viridiplantae, Streptophyta, Magnoliopsida, Solanales, Solanaceae. The transcript has 9 exons. Bases 135 to 1037 code for a protein of 300 amino acids.